AUGGAGUUUGAAUAUGGCGUUAUAGCAGAAAAGCAAAUCCCUAACGGGAUUCGAACGGGAUUCCAGCUCUAUCUCCCCCAAAACAGGCCUGAGAGAGUGAGGAUGGUCACGGAACGGUCGCCGAUGAGCCAUGCAGGUACAGACAAACAGGUGCAAACAGUAGCAAAUCCCGACGCUGACGUGCUCGAGGAGAUCACGGGAUUCCCCGCACUGGACCCAAAGCGCGGACUGCUGAUCUAA
Messenger RNA from Penicillium brevicompactum, 240 nucleotides. RefSeq lists its product as uncharacterized. The coding region runs from base 1 to 240 and encodes 79 amino acids. The transcript has 2 exons. Lineage: Eukaryota; Fungi; Ascomycota; Eurotiomycetes; Eurotiales; Aspergillaceae. The record is from RefSeq and is a predicted model, not a curated record.